Alternaria rosae is the source of this 3477-nucleotide messenger RNA. RefSeq names its product ras guanine nucleotide exchange factor domain-containing protein. Gene Ontology annotation, molecular function: protein binding; guanyl-nucleotide exchange factor activity. Lineage: Eukaryota; Fungi; Ascomycota; Dothideomycetes; Pleosporales; Pleosporaceae. The record is from RefSeq and is a predicted model, not a curated record. The transcript has 4 exons. Bases 1 to 3477 code for a protein of 1158 amino acids. Gene Ontology annotation, biological process: Ras protein signal transduction; positive regulation of GTPase activity. Gene Ontology annotation, cellular component: plasma membrane.
AUGAGCUUCAACGGCGGCACCACGGACGCGGGCGGCAUGUAUGUGCGCGCCCUGUAUGACUACCAGGCAGACGAUCGCACAUCUCUGAGCUUCCGGACGGGCGACAUCAUACAGGUUAUUACCCAGCUCGAGAGCGGCUGGUGGGACGGAGUCAUUCACGGUGUCCGCGGCUGGUUCCCGAGCAACUACUGCGCCGUCGUGCAGCGCCCGAGCGAGGACAUCGAGAGCGACAGAGACGGCAUCGACGCCGACGACGACCAUGAGACGCGGUCGACAGGCGGCGGCGAGUUCGACACGUCGGACGGGGAGUCGCUGAGCGGUGGGAACGACACCAUCCUGCCCCUCGAGCGCAACAACGUAUCGCACAACAAAGACGAGGAGGCCGCUUUCUGGAUACCCCAGGCGACGCCAGACGGCAUGCUGUUCUACUUCAACACCCUGACCGGCGUCAGCACAAUGGAGCUGCCCCUCGAGUCGCCUUCUGCGAAUGAGAGCGGCCCGCGCAACCGCACCGACGUCUUCAUACCCGACAUGUCGCGACCGCCAGCUGAGCUGCUCGCAUCAGGCUCCGGGUACCACAUGGAGGACACAGACGACGAAACCUCAGCGUCCGACUUGGAAGGCCCGGGCAUGAAGGGCUCAUUCCGCUCGCGCCACAGGCAGCGCUUGUCCGAUGGCCUCUCAUCGGCAACCUCGAUGGAGUCAAUGAACGCGGGCUACCCUGGCAGGUCCUACGACCAAAGCGGCAUGAGCUUCGCAGCCUCUUCCACCAUGCCUCCCACCGGCACCACGGCCACCUCCUUUGCGAAUAGCCCAGCUCUAAGCGGGUCGAACGGCACCACGACACAGACACGCAAGUUCUACGACGACGUGAGCCCGGUUCCUCUCACCUGGAAUAGAAUGGUGGAGGACAUGCGCCGUGCCAUAGAGCGCUACAAGCAGGCUAUCAACAAUAGCGACAGGUCUGAGUUUGUGAAGCGCGCCGAGGACAUUUCGGACCACCUGCGGUUACUGCUCGCUGCUGGUUCAGGGACUACGGACAACCACUCCGGCAAUCCCUCUAUCAUAUCUACAAAUAAGGCCUUGUACCCUCACUUCCGCGAGACCAUGUCGCGAUUCUCCAAGUUGGUGCUGUCUUCGCAUAUCGCUGCCUCGGACUUUCCUCCCCCCGAUUCCUAUUCCAAGUGUCUGAAAGAAGCAGAGGGCGUCCUCAACGGAGUCUUUGGUUUUGUCGAAGUAGCACGCCAGCAGCGCGGAGAGGAGAUUCCCCGUCUCGUGCCUGGAUUUGUAGUCGGCAACAACACCGGGGGCAGUUGGCAAAACAACGGAACUGAUACCCAUGAUUCCAACACUUCCAUGUACUCUGACCAGGACGACUAUGAACCCUCUGUUGAACCAACUCUCAAGCUUGACUCGCGCGUACUGGAGAGAUUGCAGGAUGUUAAGCGAUUGAUUGUUUCCAGUCUCCGGCGAUUGGAUGAGCAACUGAUGGUCCGAGACCCCGUCAUAUCACACCGGAAACACCAAGCGAUAGGUGACCACAUAUGCAGUGCCGCGGGAAAGGUGUUAGAGGCGUGUCGGCCCUGGAUCUCCACCAUUGAACAGAUCGACCUCGCUUCUCUCGACGCAGAUGCUCAUGGACAACAACUCAGCGAAUUCAGUGUCCAGAAACAAAAGGCCUACGAUGUCGUAUCCGAACUUGUGAUUGCGUGUCAAGGAGUAGCCGCACCCUUGGGAGACGAGUGGGCGGAACUACGUGGUGAUUCACUUGAGGACCGCAUCAAUGCGGUGCGAGCAGUUGUCCGAGAUCUGGAAUCGACAUGCACCCAGCAAUACGGCCUGCUGCAACAACUUUCGGAUACAGUCCCCCUGUCCGACAUCGUGAGCCGUGCAGACCCAAGGAGAAACACCGAUAGCGAGCUGCCAAACCAUACCCGAGGACCAUCUGGACAAGAGAGACCUUUGCUUGGCAACAUUCCCAAGGCAGACACGUACAGUGCAGGGACACCUCUUGGUAUCGACGAGGGCAAGAUUGAGCCAGUACGAUCAGCGAACAGCAACAAGAAGCUCAAGGACUUCUUCGGUGAGGUCCCUGUCAUUCCACAGCAGGCGAUCGAAGAAACCCCAGAGUACUUGAAGCUCGACCAUGAGGGCGAAAUCUCUUACGAUCACAAAUCUGCACCGCCGCAGCUAAAGGGUGGUACUUUGGCUGGUCUUGUCGAGCAACUAACGCGUCACGAUCGUCUCGAUCCAGCUUUCAACAACACCUUCUUACUUACGUAUCGAUCAUUUACCACGGCUUCUGAGCUGUUCGAGAUGCUAGUCAAACGAUGGAGUAUACAACCACCUCAUGGACUGGCCAAGGAGGAUUAUCAACACUGGGUAGACAAGAAACAAAAACCAAUUCGGUUCCGAGUGGUGAACAUUCUCAAGAGUUGGUUCGACAACUACUGGAUGGAAGGUAAUGACGAGGAGGCACGCAUCCUGAUCCAACGGGUGUACAAUUUUGCGAAGGAUCAUGUUGCCACAACAAGCACCCCUGGAGCGGCACCAUUGAUGACAUCGGUGGAGCAAAGGUCUCGAGGACCAGAUAUGCCCACGAAGCGCCUAGUCCUCACUUUGAGUGCGCAAACGCCGCAGCCUAUUCUGCCCAAACACAUGAAGAAGCUCAAGUUCCUGGACAUUGACGCGACAGAAUUCGCCCGACAACUCACGAUCAUCGAAUCCAGACUAUACGGAAAGAUUCGCCCGACAGAGUGCUUGAACAAGACAUGGCAGAAGAAGCUUGCCCCCGGUGAACCUGAUCCGGCCGCAAAUGUCAAGGCGCUCAUCCUCCACUCCAACCAGUUGACGAAUUGGGUCGCACAGAUGAUUCUUACACAGCAAGACGUCAAGCGCAGAGUGAUUGUCAUUAAGCACUUUGUCAAUGUCGCGGAUAAAUGCAGGCAACUGAACAACUUUUCUACACUAACCUCGAUCAUCUCAGCGCUAGGAACAGCUCCUAUUCACCGCUUGAACAGGACCUGGAGCGCCGUCAACCAGCGCUCUAUGGCGACCCUGGAAAGCAUGCGCAAGCUCAUGGGUAGCACCAAGAACUUUGCGGAGUACCGAGAUACGCUCCAUCGAGCAAACCCACCCUGCAUUCCCUUUUUUGGUGUCUAUCUCACCGACUUGACCUUCAUUGAGGAUGGUAUUCCAUCGCUGAUCAAGCGCACAAACCUCAUCAACUUCGCAAAGCGCGCCAAAACCGCCGAAGUGAUCCGCGACAUCCAGCAAUACCAAAACGUGCCCUACCCGCUACAGCCGGUGCCCGAGCUGCAAGACUACAUCCUCACCAAUAUGCAGUCUGCAGGCGACGUGCACGAGAUGUACGAGAUGAGUUUGAGCGUCGAGCCAAGAGAACGCGAGGACGAAAAGAUUGCAAGGUACACUACCUAUUUCUCCUUUGAUCGUUCCAAAACUGGGCUAGAAGGAUAG